AUUCAUGCACAUUUACUAAACUGCUGCAAAUGUGAGUCCAUAAGGGUUAACAGGAAGCAGAAAGAGGAUUGUUGAUUGCUGUUUUGGGAAAAGCAUCGUGGGAGAAGUGGAAAGGAUUUGGACACAAAUACAAGUUACAGAGAGAUGGACGGGGCACAAGUGAAGAAAGAGGAUGCCAAGAAUGAGAAGACAGAAGAGGAGGUGGUGCACUUACGGAGAGAGAUCGGCCUGCUGCCGGCAGUGUGCUUCAUCAUCGGCACAGUGGUGGGCAGUGGGAUCUUCAUCGCACCCAAGGGUGUCCUGAUGAACAGUGGCAGCGUGGGCCUCUCUCUGCUGGUGUGGGCGCUGUGUGGGGUCCUCUCCUUGUUUGGUGCCUUGUGUUAUGCUGAGCUGGGCACCAGUUUUACAAAAUCAGGGGGCCACUACAUUUAUCUACUGGAGACACUAGGGCCCCUGCCUGCCUUUUUACGACUCUGGGCCGAGUUCUUAUUUAUCAGACCAGCUGUGGCUUCCUAUGUGUCCUUGGCUUUUGGCCGCUACGUGGUGGAGCCAUUCUUCGCGCCCUGUGCUGCUCCCACAGUGCUAAUCAAGCUGGUCAGCAUCCUGGGAGUGACGUUCAUCGUGGCACUCAACUGCUGGAGUGUGACCAUGGCCUCUCGCACUCAGAUCACCUUAACUUUCAUUAAGAUGUUUGCUCUGGUGCUCAUCAUCAUCCCUGGUGUCAUCGCACUUGCAAAAGGACAAACAGAGAAUUUCCAGAAUGGCUUUGAGGUUGACUCAUUAACUCUGGAUAGACUGCCACUAGCCUUCUAUAAUGGCCUUUAUGCCUAUGGUGGAUGGUUUUACUUGAACUUUGUCACAGAAGAGGUCAUAAAUCCAAAUAGAAACAUCCCGCUGGCAAUAAUCUGCUCCAUGGUGACAGUGACAGUCUUUUAUGUGCUUGUUAAUGUGGCCUACUACACCAUGAUGACUCCCGCUGAGCUGCUGAUGUCUGAUGCUGUGGCUGUGACGUUUGCAGCUCGGGCUCUCCAGGGAUUGGCUUCUGUGAUUCCCUUUCUGGUGGCCCUCUCCUGCCUCGGAGCGCUUAACGGUGGCUUCUUUGGGUCACCCAGGAUGCUGUUUGUGGGAGCCAGAGAGGGCCACUGGCCUCAUAUCUUCUCUAUGAUCCACAUCCGCAGACAUACACCUCUGCCCGCUGUUCUGUUACUGUACCCGCUGGUGGUGCUGAUGCUGAUAACAGGAGAGAUCUACCAGCUCAUCAACUUUGCCUCCUUUGCUCGCUGGUUCUUCAUCGCCUUGGCAACGAUGGGGAUGCUCAUCCAUCGAUACCGCUUCCCUCUCCACCCAAGACCUUUCAAGGUUCCCAUGGUCAUCGCGGUCACCUUCACGGUGGUUUGCUUCUUCAUCGUGGGUCUGUCUCUGUACUCGGACCCCUGGAACACGGGCCGGAGCUGUGCUCUCACACUGACCGGGGUCCCCGUUUACUACGUGACUGUCUACCGGUAUCGCCUGCCCCCCAAAUGGAGACGCUUCUUCAACUACUGCAGCAAGCAGCUUCAGAUCCUUCUAGAAGUGAUUCAACAAGAAGUGCGGACAUACUGAAGACCUCCAAAGAGCACUUUCUACUGACAGACUUCCAGGAUUUCACUCGAACAAGUCCGACAAUCUGUUUUUAUUUUGUGUGAUUUUUUUUGAACAUUUGAGGCCCAAUAAUAAUGGCAAAGAUUUGGAAGAGCUAGGCCACCCCGCAUUUUAGGCCUCUGUAACAGUUCUAACGGUAUUCUAGGUUUCUUCCAGUCCCAUAUAAAUGAAAUAAAGACCUGUUCAACAGAUUUGAAGAAAGAUUUAGGGAGAUAAAGUGGAAUACACUGAAACAAAUAAAGAAACUUGGGAAGCACAUUCAUUUUUAUACAAUUCACUUUUCCUGCUAAGGAUAGGUGAAGUGUCUUCCAUUGUUUCAGGUCUAAUUUGACUUUCUCAAAUAGCAGACAGAAAUUUUCGUGGUAAAGCUUCUGCAUGUCCCUUGGAACAUUAAUGCCCAAAUAUUUAAAGCCAUUCCUAAACAUUUGGAAUGGUAGAGCAUUGUCUUGUAUUUGAAGAGCCAGGUCAUUAACAGGAUAACAUUCACUUUUGCUAAAAUUCAGAUAGCUCUUGAUACAGGGUCUGAUACAUACAUUAAUAAAUCAUCUGCGUACAGAGAUACUCUAUGCUCUUCAGCCCCCCUUUGGAUUCCACUUAACGAGGGUAAUGAUUUGAGUGUAAUGGAUAAGGGCUCUAUGGAUAGGGGAAAUAGCAGUGGGCUG
Centropristis striata (black sea bass) is the source of this 2303-nucleotide messenger RNA. RefSeq names its product cystine/glutamate transporter. The coding region runs from base 145 to 1602 and encodes 485 amino acids. Gene Ontology annotation, biological process: amino acid transmembrane transport. NCBI's taxonomy places the organism in Eukaryota, Metazoa, Chordata, Actinopteri, Perciformes, Serranidae. Gene Ontology annotation, cellular component: membrane. Gene Ontology annotation, molecular function: L-amino acid transmembrane transporter activity. The record is from RefSeq and is a predicted model, not a curated record. The transcript is spliced from 13 exons.